Messenger RNA from Mycotypha africana, 3573 nucleotides. RefSeq names its product endoplasmic reticulum Ca-transporting P-type ATPase. Lineage: Eukaryota; Fungi; Mucoromycota; Mucoromycetes; Mucorales; Mycotyphaceae. The transcript has 9 exons. The coding region runs from base 1 to 3573 and encodes 1190 amino acids. Gene Ontology annotation, molecular function: ATP hydrolysis activity; P-type ion transporter activity; ATP binding. The record is from RefSeq and is a predicted model, not a curated record. Gene Ontology annotation, cellular component: endoplasmic reticulum membrane. Gene Ontology annotation, biological process: intracellular calcium ion homeostasis.
AUGCAAACGCUUGUUCAGUCCGAACGAGUGCAGACAGCUGCCUUGCUGAAGCCGUUGCCUCGAGUCUGGCAUCUAUAUGUUUGGCCCUUCUUUAGUAUGCUCUACCCUGCGUUUAUUUAUGUUUAUUUCUUUCACUAUGACACAUAUCUCGGUUCUGAGGAGUGGACUUUUGUUGCAAUUGGUGGUAUUGUAUCUUUACACGCUUUAACAUUUUUGGCUUGUCAGUGGAGUGUCAAUUUGAAAGCUCUUUUCACUUGUUUGAAGGAACCCAAUGUAUACAAAGCUAGUAUCAUCAAAAUUAUACCAUAUCGUUAUCAAGGCAAAGGAACUCUUGUUAAACUCGAGCAUACAAAGGAGGAGGAUGAGAUCUCAUUUUCAUUCCAACAAAAAAAAUUUAUCUGGAACGCGGAUAAAAAGCAGUUUGAACAAUUACUUUAUCCUUCAGAUUUAGGGUUGAAUGUUGGCUUUUACCAGGACAUUAAGGGCUUGACGACACAAGAAGAGGUUGAAUCGCUUAGACAUACCUACGGACCCAAUAAGUUCGAGAUUCCUUUACCUACGUUCAUCGAGCUUUUCAAGGAACAUGCUGUUGCACCAUUCUUUGUUUUUCAAAUCUUCUGUGUAGGUCUUUGGUGUUUGGAUGAAUAUUGGUAUUAUUCACUUUUCACAUUGUUCAUGCUCGUGGUUUUCGAAUGUACAGUUGUAUAUCAACGUCUUCGUACCAUUAAUGAAUUCCGUGGUAUGAAUCAAAAGCCUUACCCUGUAUAUGUCAAGCGUGAAAAGAAAUGGGUGCAGAUUCAAAGUGAUGAAUUGUUACCUGGUGAUGUCGUUUCCAUUGUCCGUACUAAGGAAGAUCAAGGCGUACCUUGUGAUUUGGUCAUAGCCGAUGGUUCUUGUAUUGUUAAUGAAGCUAUGCUUUCCGGUGAAUCGACACCCUUGUUGAAGGAAUCCGUCGCCCUUAGAGAUGCUAAUGAUGAUUUUGACAUGAACGGCACAGAUAGGAUCAAUGUUCUUUUUGGCGGUACUAAAGUACUCCAAGUGACCGCACCAAAGAAUGAAGUACCUCCAGAUGAAGGUUGUGUUUGUGUCGUUGCCCGUACAGGCUUCGGUACAUCUCAAGGCGAGCUCGUCCGUACCAUGAUAUUCUCCACCGAACGUGUGUCUGCCAACAAUUUUGAAGCUUUACUGUUCAUUCUCUUUUUACUCGUCUUUGCAAUUGCUGCUUCUGCUUACGUUUGGGAGGAAGGUGUUAAAAAUGAUCGUAAAAAAUCCAAGCUUUUAUUGGAUUGUAUUUUGAUCAUUACUUCUGUCGUCCCUCCUGAAUUGCCCAUGGAAUUGAGCUUAGCUGUUAACAGUAGCUUGGUUGCUCUAUCCAAAUUUGCUAUUUUUUGUACAGAACCCUUCCGUAUCCCCUACGCUGGCCGUGUUGACGUUUGCUGUUUCGAUAAGACUGGUACCUUGACUAGUGAGGAUUUGGUUUUUGAAGGAGUAGCUCACGCAAAUGACAAGAAGUCUCCAACAGAACUGUGUAAGGCUGAUGAAGUCGCUGACAGUACUCGCUGGGUUUUGGCUAGUGCACACGCUUUGGUACAAUUGGAGGACGGUAUUGUUGGGGAUCCUAUGGAAAAAGAAACCUUGAAGGCCCUCGAUUGGGAACUUGGUGCUAAUGAUACACUUUAUCCCAAGGGUCAAAAGAAGACACAAAGUUUGCAAAUUCGUCGUCGUUAUCAAUUUUCUUCUGCUCUUAAACGUCAAUCAUCUGUUUCUACGUUAAUCCAUCCUAAAUUUGCCGGAAGCAAAUCCUUCGUUGCUGUAAAAGGUGCUCCUGAAGUUCUCAAACUCAUGUAUAAGGAAGUUCCGGACAAUUACGUGGAUACAUACAGACAUUUCACUAGGAAGGGUAGCAGAGUUUUGGCUUUGGGGUAUAAAAUUUUGGAUCAGCAUUUGAAUGCUAGCCAGAUCAAUGAUCUUCCUCGGGAAUCGGUGGAAUGUGAUCUUACUUUUGCUGGUUUUAUUGUUUUCAGUUGUCCUCUCAAAGAAGACGCUGUUGCUGCUUUGAAGGAAUUGAACGAGUCUUCUCAUCGUUGUGUUAUGAUUACAGGCGAUAAUCCUUUAACAGCUUGUGCCGUCGCUCGUGAAGUUGCCAUUGUUGAACGUGACGUAUUAAUUGUUGACCGUGAAGAGACCCGUAAGGAUGAUAAGGUUAUCUUCCACAGCAUCGACGAAUCUUAUCGUGUUGAAGUUGAUCCUGUCGAGCCUUUGGAUAAAGCUCUUUUAGACAAGUACGAUCUCUGCUUAACUGGUUCUGCAAUGACUCAAUUCACUCCUCACAAGGAAAAUAUGAAUCAAAUUUUGGAACAUACUUGGGUAUAUGCUCGUGUUUCACCCUCACAGAAGGAAUACUUAUUGACCGGCCUCAAAGAUCUCGGUUAUACUACUUUGAUGGCCGGUGAUGGUACCAAUGAUGUCGGCGCUCUUAAGCAAGCUCAUGUUGGCGUAGCUCUUUUGGAUGGUACACCCGAAGAUCUUCAAAAGAUAGCUGAACGUCAGCGCAUUGAGCGUAUGAAGGCUAUGUAUGAACAACAGAAGAGCAUUUCCGCUCGCUUUAACCAACCGGCCCCUCCACCUCCCCCUGCUAUUGCCCACCUGUAUCCUGAAUUUGCUGCUCAAGUUGCUCGUCAACAACAAGCUCAAAACAUGACACCUGCCCAGAGACGUCAAUUAGAACAAAAGAGAAAGAUCGAAGAGGCAACACAAAAGAUGAUGGAAGGUAUGGAUAUGGAAGAACCCCCUACAAUUAAGUUUGGUGAUGCUUCAGUUGCUGCCCCCUUCACUUCCAAGCUCCGUAACGUCACUUCAAUCAACAAUAUUAUUCGCCAGGGUCGUUGUACACUAGUUGCCACUAUUCAAAUGUACAAAAUCCUAGCCCUAAAUUGUCUGAUUUCUGCUUACAGUUUAUCUGUCUUAUACCUUGAUGGUAUCAAGUUUGGUGAUCUUCAAGUGACCAUUACUGGUGUAUUGAUGUCUGUUUGCUUCCUUUGUAUUUCCAAGGGUAGACCUCUCCAAAAACUGUCCAAAGAACGCCCGCAACCCAAUAUCUUUAAUCCUUAUAUUAUUUUGUCCGUUCUUGGGCAAUUUGCUAUUCAUAUUGCUAGUUUGGUGUAUAUCAAUGGUCUUGCCAAAAAACUCGAACCCCCCAAGGAAGUUGAUUUAGAAGGAGAAUUCGAACCUAGUCUUCUGAACAGUGCCGUUUAUCUAAUUCAAUUGUCGAUGCAAGUGUCUACCUUCGCCAUUAACUAUCAAGGCUAUCCUUUCCGUGAACGUAUUCAGGAUAAUAAAGCACUAUACUAUGGUUUGAUGUCGGUUGGCGGAAUUGCUUUAGCAGGUGCAACUGAAAUGUGGCCCGAUGUCAAUGACUAUUUGAAGCUUGUACCAUUCCCUGGAACUUUCCGCUAUAAAUUGACGCUUUGCAUGAUUCUUGAUUUUGGCAUUGCAUGGGCCAUAGAAAAGGUUACCAAGUACUUAUUUGCCGAUAACCGUGCAAAACCCAUUGCUAGAAGAGGCAAAAAUUAG